Molecule: messenger RNA, 1935 nt
Organism: Symbiodinium sp. CCMP2592
Lineage: Eukaryota; Dinophyceae; Suessiales; Symbiodiniaceae
Source: the annotation of a GenBank genome assembly
AUGAAGCCUCUCCCAGCUGUUCCACAUCAGUUUGUGCCGACAGUUGACGAGAACGAGCUUUGGCCUUUGGCUCAGCUGUGUUCGGAGCAGCCUUUCCCCGUGCAAGAACGACUCCAACAGCUGGACCCGAAGACGACUAAAGCCUGUAACGUCUGGUUCAUCCUCAGUGCCUACUUCAACGAUUUCCUCGGCCACCGCUGUCCACGACUCCGACAGCACCUAGCCCAGACGGGUCAGCAAGUGCUGCGCGAGCUGAGCUUGCAGGACAAUCUGCAAAUAGGCAUCGUCCAUGCUUUGGUGUUUAACAACUUCGUGAAGGUUGGAAAGACGAUUUUCGACUGCCACAGCUCCGUCUCGCGGUCGGCCUUGGUCGCCAGGCUGCAGAAGUACAAACAGGGACUAGGAGCCCACACCAAGCUGACACACCUCCCGGUGCUCUUCCUCUGCAAGACCGACUCUCACGCGAAGCUGCUGGAACAGUACACGCACUGCUGGACGCGAGAGACUUGGCCCGAAAGCGUCCUGUCCUUGCCUACGGACCCUUGCAGCGCGACUGGCCAGGAGACCUACAAACUCGAGUAUCUUGAAACGGUCCUGGACGUCCUGCACCGAAGCUCCCAAAAGAGCGUGAGCCAACUGACUUCUGGCAAGAGCCUGCUGUAUCAGAGGCAGAUGCAACGCGACAAUGAGAAGCGUGGCGUGGUAGUCAAGGACGACCAAAUGUUUGGUUCUGCCGAUGACGAAGCUGAUGCCGAGAAAGUGCACGAAGAGGAAAUGGAAGCCAUGAGCUCCUUCUGGGAAGCUGCCACGAAAGCUUCGGUAAGUGCGGAUUCCUUGGAAAGCGCCUACAACCUGAAAGCAGGCAAUUGGCUGGGGAAUGGCAAAUGGGGAUGGGUGAUGAUGGCGCCGAAGAAGGGGUCGGACAAGCAGGCGGUGCUGAAGCUCAGCGACGUGCACCACGCAGAUGUCAAUGCAAAGGAGUGGGUUUACGGAAGCAAGAUGGGCAAAGGUCACGAGAACAUAGUGCGAUACGAGGAGGUUUUCCUGUAUGCAGAUGACAAUGGGGUGCUGAAGAAGUGCCUUCUCGAUGGAUAUGCAGCAGGAAAGUUGAAGUCGGACAUUCAGCGCAAGAGCUUUCCUACACACUACGUGUGCAUGACAAUCGAGAAGAUGAAUGCCGGAAGUGUGCAGCACUGGCUUGACAAAGAGCUCCUGAGCCCGGAGGGGAUGAUGGUCAUCCUGCAAGAGAUUGCGGCUGCUCUGGCCUAUAUGCACGAGAACGGCAUAACACACAAUGAUAUGAAGCCCGAGAACAUCUUCUUGCACAGCAAAGGCCGCUACAUUCACUCGAAGCUCGGUGACCUCGGCCUUGCACAAAAGUCCAAGAACAGGACCUCCGAUGUCACACGAUAUGGGAUGACCGGCUUCUGCAUGGCUACAGGCGAGCACUAUGGAACACGACACUACUCGAAGGACAAAGUUUCGACCUUCGUGUCAGAAGUGGAAGCCUGUGUGAGCGGAUGCGGGCUGACAGGGAAGCUGGGCAACGCGCUCCAGGAUCUGCCAAGACUCCUGGACCAGGUACUGUCCGAAAAAGCGACCAUGAAGCAAGUCCGGGAUUGGCGCUCGAUACAGGGCUUCCAGUUUCCGGACGACAGCUCCUCAGGCCUCACGCGAUCGAGUUCCGAGACCUUCGUCGGCAGCAAGGUUCCGGAGGAGAGUUCUGCAUCAUCUGGUGGGUACAACAGCCGGACCACUGAAAGGAGGACCUCCGUUGAAAAGUCCAGAUCCUCCGUGGACCUCACGGCGAGAGCGAGAAAGAAGAUCGACAUCGACACGGAGUGGUCUCCUAGAGCAUCCUUGUCGAAUGGCCUUCCCAUGAAAGAGUCUCCAGCCAAGCGAGCGCAGCGACGCCUGAGCAGAUGGGACGAUUAA